This is a messenger RNA of Strongylus vulgaris, 744 nucleotides long. Lineage: Eukaryota; Metazoa; Nematoda; Chromadorea; Rhabditida; Strongylidae. The record is from the annotation of a GenBank genome assembly.
CUGAUUUUCAGCCAGUCAUUGUCCUACAACAACAGCAGAACUCUUGCCAAUCCUGUCAACAGUCCUGCAGUAGCUCGUGCUCUACGCCAGUAUGUCAGAGCACCUGUCAGGCCAGCUGUGCCCCUGCAUGCGGCCAAUCACCACCCCAGUGCGGUGCUUGCCAGCAAACUUGCCAAGCUUCAUGUGGCUCAUCCAACUGCAACUGCCAACAGUCUUGCUCUUCUGCUUGUGGAAAUCAAAACAACCAGCAGGUCAUCGUCAUCCAGGGUAGCUCGGACAACUGCAACAACCAAUGCAACCAACAAUGCGCUUCCUCCUGCUCAACUCCUGUGUGCGCUUCGUCGUGUCAAUCUUCUUGUGCUUCCGCCUGCACUCCUCAAUGUGCACCAGCUUGCAUGCCCACGUGCACACCAUCGUGCACCCAACAGCAAUCUCAGCCAAUCGUUGUCGUCGUGCCACAGGGCGAUAGCUGCUCGAGCUCGUGCCAAUCUCAAUGCAGCUCGGCUUGCUCAACUCCUGUCUGCCAACAGUCGUGUAACAAUCAAUGCCAAUCGUCUUGCAACAACAACCAGCAACAGGUGCCCUGCCAACAGACCUCCUCAUCUAGCUGUGGAUGCUCAACCGGCUACUCUCAAUGCGGUGGAUCAUGCUGUCGCAGACGCUAAAAUCCAAGCAAUGAAGGAAGAGAUAACUAUUAGAAUUCUGGUGUCUGUACAAAGUAUUAGCUGCAAAUUUGGCGCUUAA